Sinocyclocheilus anshuiensis is the source of this 3854-nucleotide messenger RNA. RefSeq names its product synaptic vesicle glycoprotein 2A-like. Gene Ontology annotation, biological process: transmembrane transport; chemical synaptic transmission. Gene Ontology annotation, molecular function: transmembrane transporter activity. Gene Ontology annotation, cellular component: neuron projection; synaptic vesicle membrane. The record is from RefSeq and is a predicted model, not a curated record. The transcript is spliced from 12 exons. Lineage: Eukaryota; Metazoa; Chordata; Actinopteri; Cypriniformes; Cyprinidae.
AUGAAAAAUGAUGGUUGAGCUCACAGUGACUCCACAGAAGGCCACGAUGAGGAUGAUGAGAUCUACGAGGGCGAAUACCAGGGCAUCCCCAGGAAUGACUCUGUCGAGAAGGCCGACAGACAGGUGGGCGAAGUGGGACAGUCUCAGUUCCGGGACAUGGCACAGUACGAGGGGGAAAGGAGGAAGGACCAGGAGGAGCUAGCCCAGCAGUAUGAGACCAUCCUCCAGGAGUGUGGCCACGGCCGCUUCCAGUGGACCCUGUACUUUGUGCUGGGUCUGGCCCUCAUGGCUGAUGGCGUGGAGAUCUUCGUGGUGGGCUUCGUACUGCCCAGUGCUGAGAAAGACAUGUGUUUGUCUGAGCCCAACAAAGGGAUGCUGGGUCUAAUUGUGUAUCUGGGUAUGAUGGUGGGUGCCUUUGUGUGGGGAGGUCUGGCUGACAGAAUCGGCCGCAGACAGACCCUUCUUAUCUCUCUCUCCAUCAACAGUGUCUUUGCUUUCUUCUCCUCCUUUGUCCAAGGAUACAGCUCUUUUCUGUUCUGUCGUCUGCUCUCCGGUGUGGGAAUCGGUGGCUCUAUUCCCAUUGUGUUCUCGUAUUACUCUGAGUUUCUGGCUCAAGAGAAGCGUGGUGAGCACUUGAGCUGGCUCUGCAUGUUCUGGAUGAUUGGAGGCAUCUACGCUGCUGCCAUGGCCUGGGCCAUCAUUCCCCACUAUGGCUGGAGUUUCCAGAUGGGCUCAGCCUACCAGUUCCACAGCUGGCGAGUGUUUGUACUGGUGUGUGCGUUCCCGGCCGUCGCCGCUAUCGCUGCGCUGACCACCAUGCCAGAGAGCCCACGCUUCUUCCUGGAGAACGGAAAACAUGAUGAAGCAUGGAUGAUUCUGAAACAGGUCCAUGACACCAACAUGAGGGCCAAGGGCUACCCGGAGAGGGUUUUCUCUGUCACCACUAUUAAGACGGUGAAACAGAUGGAUGAGUUGGUUGACAUGGGUGGAGACGCCACAGCCUGGCAUCAGCGCUGGAGGAUCAAGCUGACCAACCUCUUCCAUCAGGUGUGGGGCAACUUCCUGACAGUGUUUAAUCCAGAGUACCGGAGGAUCACCUACAUGAUGAUGGCUGUGUGGUUUUCCAUGUCCUUCAGCUACUAUGGGCUGACUGUUUGGUUCCCUGACAUGAUCAAAUACCUGCAGAAACAAGAGUACUCCUCACGCACAAAGGUCUUCAUCAAAGAGAAAGUGGAGCAUGUGACCUUUAACUUCACCCUGGAGAACCAGAUCCACCGGAAUGGAGAGUACUUCAACAACAAGUUCUUGAAUCUGAAGAUGAAGUCUAUGGUAUUUGAAGACUCUCUGUUUGAGGAAUGCUACUUUGAGGAUAUCACGUCAAGCAACACCUUCUUCAAAAACUGCACCUUCAUCUCCACCCUCUUCUACAACACAGACUUGUUCAAGUACCGGCUGAUCAACAGCAAACUCAUCAACAGCACCUUUCUGCAUAACAAAGAGGGCUGUAUGCUGGAUUUCAGCGAUGAGAACAACGCCUACAUGAUCUAUUUUGUCAGCUUCCUCGGCACACUUGCCGUCCUGCCCGGGAACAUUGUGUCAGCUCUGCUCAUGGACAAGAUCGGACGUCUAAGAAUGCUGGCGGGUUCCAGUGUGAUUUCCUGUGUCAGCUGCUUCUUCCUGUCAUUUGGAAACAGUGAAUCCGCUAUGAUCGCCUUGCUCUGUCUAUUUGGGGGCAUCAGUAUUGCGUCAUGGAAUGCCCUGGAUGUGCUAACGGUGGAGCUGUACCCCUCGGACAAGAGAACUACAGCCUUCGGGUUUCUGAACGCCCUCUGUAAGUUAGCUGCAGUUUUGGGUAUAAGCAUCUUCCAGUCGUUCGUGGGCAUCACUAAAGCGGUGCCCAUCCUCUUCGCCUCAGGGGCUUUGGCAGUCGGAAGCUUCUUGGCCCUCAAGCUCCCUGAGACUCGUGGUCAGGUGCUUCAAUAGUGCAGCGUUCCAGCAUGCAGGUGGCGGCGUUUGAGUUUGACCCUGUCCGUGAGUGAGCAAUGCUGGAAGCAGCCGAAACAAAUCCCACAUUUACAGAUAUCUUCAUUCCUCCAAAAUGUGCAAUUGUAUUAUUAAUUCGUUUUAAUUUGAUUUCAUUCAAAUCUACAUACAUAGAUAUGCUACAUGCAUAGAGUUUCACUAUCUCACAGGAAGACCAUGUGUGCGUGUGUAGAAAAACUGACAUGUUAAACACAUUCCAGCUUUGCGUUAUGGAAUGAAUGUGAAAUUUAAUUUGUGAAAUGUUCAUUUUGACUUUCCCUUUAAUCUUCAUCCAAGCCAUCACGUGAUUUGAAAACCAUCACUGAGGACCCGGGAAAUCGGUAGGUAGAUAUAUUUGAAUGGACAGUGUUGAUCUAGUGGUGCUGGUGAUGGUUAAUGUUGUUGCUUUACUCUAGUCCGUUGUGUCCCAAGAACUUAAAAAAUGUGUGAUCCCGUAAUUGUGUGCAACGUCUGCUCAAGCACUCCUCACUUUUGAGAUGUUUUAAUGCAUUAACACUGACAUCACAUUACUAUAGACAGUGGUUCGCUCAUUUUUGGUUUUACUCCAUCUGAAGAAUUCGGUUGUUCUUUCAAAAUGUCUGAUUAUUGAUGGUGUUGUGCAUGAAAUUAAGUGUGACGAUUCAUAAGAAUAUGCUUGAAGAUAGUGAACAUAACCGAUGAAAGUGCUCUGUAUUGUGCUACUCUACCUAUGAUUCUUUGGACAUGAUGUAAAAUAUGAGCUAAGUGACAUGAUGGGUUAUCAUUUGUAUGAUUUAGUAUGCCAUUAUUCAUAUUUUGCAUUAUUGUUUUAUGCUAUCAAUAUAGAGUUUGUGUUCCUAUUGAGAUCAACAGAGUAGCUUCAGUUGUGUCGCUUUUGAAUGUGCGCAAACAUUGAGACGAACGUUACAUUCGGUUUUCAUACAAAAAAUCCAUUUAACACAUACGAAAAACUAAAAUAAAUAAAUAAAUGAAGCACAAUGUGAUUUGAUUAAACUGUCAAAAACAAUAGUUUUAUUUUGAUGAUUGUCAAUUAUGUAUUGAAUAUAAAUAUAUAAAAAUUAGCUGUAAUUCAAGUCUGUCUGUUUGAACACUCAAACUAUUAUUAAAUAUACCAACAUAUAUAUAAGAAAAGAUAUUUACAUGUUCAAAUGUUGAACUAGUAUCAACAUAUGUCUUAGAUUCCAUUUGAUGUAUGUAUAUACAGUUUAUCUGUUCAUUAGUGGAUUUCAUUUUUUUUUAUCAAAGCAAAUAUAUAUAUAUAAAAAAAUGACUGAACAAGUCAAUACACUGAUUUGCAGCACACACAAAUGCCCUCCUUCACGUUUUCUCUUGUGUUCUUGUAAAGAAACAGAGGUAUCCGUCUGUGUGUGGGUGUGUGUGUAAGAAUGGAAGUAUGUGUGCUUGCAUGUGAAAUGUUGAGUGUUCUCUGAAUAUUUGUAUUUAUUUAUAUAACUGUUUAUGAGAGUUUGAUUUUAUAGUAUUUUUUACUUUGAGUAUCUGUAGAAACAGAUGCAGGGUGAAUUUUUUGCUGUAUCAUUGUUGACCUGAUGUUCAAUUCUUUGGUGACUUGGUAGCAGUAACUGAAUAUAGCAUCAAAAAGAAGCGAAAGUCAAAACCCAAUGGAUUUUAAAAAUGAAGCAACAUUUGAUGGGAAGCAAAAGCAACUUGUCCAAUUCUGCUACAUUUUACCAAGCACAAUUAAUACUAGUUCCAUGGAAUAUCAUGGAAAACUGGUUCAAUAACCAGAUACUGAAGCAAAAAAGACAAAACCCCCUCUGGCUGGAAGCUAUAUUUCCGCCCUGUUGCUUGUAAACACAGCCAGCGCUUACACG